Molecule: messenger RNA, 5148 nt
Organism: Acanthoscelides obtectus
Lineage: Eukaryota; Metazoa; Arthropoda; Insecta; Coleoptera; Chrysomelidae
Source: the annotation of a GenBank genome assembly
AUGGAGAUAAAACUAACCCCCUACAUCACUACACUGCUGAUAUUAAGCCUAGCAUAUGCAGAUUUCAAUUUCCAAGUGGAGCAAUGUGACCCCCGACUGCACACCUGCAACUUGAAGAACGAUCCAAGCAACUGUUGCUGCUUCCGUUCAGAUGAAUACGAGUUUCAGUGUUCCGCUGAAGGGAAAAACAACGUAUCUUCAAGUAGUAAAUUCCUUAUCCACGCCAAACAUGAAAAGUACCUUCAAGUGGAUUGUGAAAGUCUUGAUGAGUACUACUUGGAUUUGCUGCCACGGAUGGACCUCGGUGAUGUUGAGACGUUUAGAGUUAGGUUUUGUCCUAUUCCAGAAGGAUCGCUUUUAGAUACGCUGAAGCAGUUCAACACUAGUAAGGUUGAACAUAUACAACUACAAUACGACGAUGGAAAACAAAACAAUACUAUUACAAAGAACUUGUUCGCCGGUCUACAUCCAACAAAAUACCUCGACAUAAACUACAUGACAACCACUGCGUUCGAAAACGAUUUUUUGGAGCACAUGCCUAACCUGUUAGGCAUCUUUUUGGAUGAAAAUAACUUCACCGAAUUGACUAAUUUUUACAAACAUACACCAGAACUCUUGGACUUGCAUCUGUCAAGAAAUCGUAUCACUACAAUACCAGACAACGCUUUCGCAAAUAUCUCAAAUUUGAAACGAUUACAUCUUUGGAGUAACAAGCUGAAAGUUUUGACCGGUUUGACUUUUACUGGUCUAUCCAAUUUAGGAAGUCUAGAGUUGCGUAGAAACCAAAUAAAUACAGUGCAUCCAGAUACAUUCAGGCCUAUGGUAAACCUAACAAAUAUCAGUUUGAGGCUGAAUAAAUUGACAAGGAUUCCACGGGAUCUGUUUUCAUCCAACAAAAAGCUGAAAUGGAUUGACAUUGGCUUGAAUACACAGUUGAUCUUACCGAACAAACUAUUCUACGAUCUUCCUGAGCUUGAAAGAGUGGAUUUGGAUAGCUCCAACAUUGAAGCAAUCCCAGAGGACAUAUUUCUUCAUUCCAACAACAUUCAAACAAUCAAUUUACAAAACAACAACCUAACUACGCUGCCGAGUAAGCUUUUUGAAAGUCAAAAGAAUCUCACAAAGCUCAGUUUGAGUCGCAAUAAGAUAUCGUAUCUUCCUGACGACAUAUUCUCUCCACUAAGGAAGCUCGAAGAGUUGUAUGUGCAAGAAAAUAGCCUGACUUCAAUCAGCGGAGCUUUGUUUGAAAAGCUCGAUAAUUUAGAAAAGUUGGAUCUGAGAUCCAACAAGAUUUCCAUUGUGCAUCCAAACGGGUUCAGUGGCUUGAGAAGCUUAGUCACAUUAGAUCUGUCGAAUAACCUAUAUUCAAUGGAAUAUGACAUACCAGACUUCAAUCCAUUGCAGAACUGUCUCAGUUUGGAAACUUUGAAGCUGAGUUACAACAAGAUCAAGGAGUUCCCAGGAACUUUGAUGUAUGUUCUCUCACAUUUGAAAGAAAUUGCUUUGGACCACAACGCCAUUGAGAUGAUUGAUGUGGGAUCUGCACGGUCGUUUUUUGGUAAAAGAGUGGACGUGGAUCUAUCUUCUAACCAGAUCCGUUUUUUAAAUUUUGCCAUGAUGAAGCAGAUAGCUGAUAUGAACGAAUCUACUAAUGCCACGGCUGUCAUUAAUUUGGUCAGCAAUCCGUUAUGGUGCGAUUGUACUAAUUUUGACUUAGUCACUUACUUAAAUGACGAAAUCAACCCUCUCGUGAGGAGCAUGCUGGAGAUACACGUUGGAGACCAAACGUGUGAAGAACCACCCGAGUUCAGGCAUAUAGCAAUCAAAGAGCUGAAGCCCCGUCACAUUUCUUGUCGCUACACUUACCCAGGCUGCCCAACGGAAUGCGACUGCUUCAGAAGACCGUUCGACAGAUCUGUCAUAGUACAGUGCCAACAACGAAACCUAACAUCAUAUCCGGAUAUGGAAGGGUUAAAAUGGUGGAUCAGUCAAGGAAAUGUUAUGGACGUCAAUUUGACGGGCAAUUUCUUGGACGUUGGUCCUGACGUUAAUGCCGGAUAUGACAAAGUGAGGAAGAUGUGGCUAUCUGACAACAGGAUCAGCAAAAUGGAUUGGGUGCCACCUAAAGUGCAGAUUUUGGCAUUGGAUAACAAUAGACUGCAAAAUCUUAGUAUCGGAGUCUUAAACGCUUUGAAAAAUGAUACUAAUCUCACUGAGCUGACGUUGUUUGGUAACCCAUGGACUUGCCGCUGCUCAAACUUGGAGUUCCAACGUUUCUUGAUGAGUAGUUACAAAAAGGUGAAGACGAACACGAUUCUCUGUGCCGAAACCUCAAAACCGCUGAUCAACCAACAGCUAUGCAAGCCAACUCUUCACAUCUUGAUCCAAAUCGCUGUACCUGUGCUGGUGUUACUAUUAUUCUUAGCCCUUGCAGCAGUAAUUUACUACAAGUAUAACCAUGAAAUCAAAGUUUGGCUGUUCAGCAAAAACCUCUGUCUUUGGUUUGUCACCGAAGAAGAACUGGAUAAAGAUAAGAAGUACGAUAUCUUUAUCAGUUAUUCUCAAAAGGACGAAGAUUUUAUCGUGGACCACUUGUUGCCUGGCUUGGAAUCUGGGCCAAAUCCAUUCAAAACCUGCAUACAUAUCAGGGACUGGGUACCUGGCGACUACAUUGCAGAACAGGUGGUGAAAUCUGUGAUGGACUCCCGGCGUACCCUAGUAGUACUUUCGAAUAACUUCCUGGAGAGUGACUGGGGCAAAUUGGAAUUCCGAAUGGCCCAUCAAAACGCUAUUGAGGAGGGCCGCGUCAAAGUUAUAGUGGUCAAAUAUGGAGAAUUGGAUGAGGCAAAACUGGAUGUUGAUUUUAAGGCGUAUAUCAAAACUAACACUUACGUGGAGUGGGGAAAACCGUGGUUCUGGAACAAGUUGAGGUAUGCAUUACCUCACAAGACUGAAACAGGAGCGCUUCGCAACCAGCGACAUGCUAAGGCGAUGUCAAAGUUAGACAGCAAGUUCCAUCUUCAGCCGAUGGGGCCUCCUCUCAGCACUCCUCCAGUGCCUUUAGACGUUGGGUUGUUGAGAAAUCACCCGUUGAAUUUAGUAGUGAAUGAGAAAAAGCAGACGACUCAACUGUUAGAGACUCCGUUGAUGAAAAGUGGGUGACGGGAUUGAACGAUGUCGUGAAUUGUGCUCAAUGUGCGUGCCAAAAUUUUUUUUUUUAAAGGUAUCAUGGCGGUGAGUGAUGACUGGAACAGACUUUCUGUUCUUUCCAUGUAUUCCAUUUGUUAUUGAGCGCAUCAAGAAAACGAUAGCACUGAAACGUCAUAUGUCAGCGACCAUUUGAGUCAAAUGGACGCUUCCGUGGAUCGUUACAUUGCUGUCACUACCUGAAUGCGCCAAACGCAGCUUUUGAAAAUCAUGUUGCGGUAGUCUCCAUAUUUUUAUAGCCAAUGAAUGGAACCACCGUAUUGAAUGAAUUAUUUCAUGGUAUUUUGACUGACCCGGUAGCCUUUAUCAAAGAAUAAAGCAAAAAAUAAAAAUAAAAUGCAAUUUAUUUUACAUUUUGACAAAAAUGAAGAACAAAAUAAGAUUUAUUUUACAUUUUUUUACCGUUUUCAAAGAAUAAAGUGAAAAAGUAAAAUGAUAUACAAUUUGUUUCACAUUUUUUUUUAAAAUGAUGAACAACAUGAAACUUAUUUUAAUUUUUUACCUUAUACUGCAGGUACCAUGCUUUCGAAAAACAAAGUGAAAAAAGAAAUAAGAUACAAUUUAUUUUACGUUUUCGUGAAAAUGAAUAAAAUAUAACAUUUUACAUUUCUUGACUUUGUACUGAAAUGUCAUCUUACAGCCAAAACACCAAUAAAGUAAUUAAUCCAAAAUCGGUAGUUCCACGUAUUGACCAAGGUAAUAUGGAGAAAAAUAUUUUCUUGGAAUGUGAUUACAAUAAUUAUUGUUGAGCAUAAUAGAAUUUUAUACUUUUAAUUAUGGUGCUAUCAAAAUACCUUUAUAAAAAUAAUUGAUCUCUAUAACAUCACAAGGUACAUGUUACCCCUAUCUCAUCUUUUUAUUGAGAACAAAUUUGAAUUAUAAAUAAUGUACCUGAACAAUAAAUAAUGACAAUUAUUUGAUUUUGGACAGCGUGAUUCGUUCAUAUUUGUGCAUUUUAUUACCGACAGUUUUUCUAUACCAUUAUGACUCGGUAGUAUUGCAGAUAUUUGUUAAUAUAUUUCAUUAAAUAUCAGUAUAAGAGUACUUGGAUGAAUUCUUAUAGUAUCCCAAUAUUGGAUUAUUUCUGUAUAUAUUUCACCCCUACCAAAAUUGCAUGUCACCUUUUGGACGUAUAGUAGAUAUACCACAAGAAAAGAAUCCACAAAAUUUUCAAUAUAAAUUAUUUCGUUCUAUAUCAAAACAUCCGUCUUGAAAAUAGUACAUUAACAAAUCUAUUUUCGGAAAUUCUGGUAAACUGUGAUAUUUCUAAAAUUGUCGGAUGUCAACAUUCACCUCUUGGGUCAAGAAAUAUAUACUUGACAGCCUAGAGAAAAUAAUUUUUUCUUAUCGGUUUCGCUAGUUUAGGUUUUAUUGAGUUUUUUAUUAGAAUUUUUAAUUAUUCCAUUUUUGUAUAUUUUGAUUAUAAUUUUUAUAAUGUGACUCGAUAAGGGUUUUUGUUAUUUUGUAGUCUAAUAAGUGUCUUAUUGUGAUUUAAUGUGCAAACAAAUAUAUAUUCUUUUGACCUUAUUUUUUUCUUUAUGUAGCGCUCAAAGAUAUUAUACCACGUGUUUUUAUGUUGCGUUCUUCUGCGAUGGGAAUGUGAAAUCAUUAACGAGGUUAUAGAAAAUGUGCAACAAAAAUGACAAAAAAUAUAUUCAACAUAAAAUAUAAAUUAUUAAAAACAUCUGUACAUAAAUAACAAAAAUCUUAUAAUAUAGAAUAAGUAACCAUUAUAUCACCAGUAAUAGCCUAGUAACACAACACCUUUGUCAACAUGAAACGAGAGUUUUUCGCUGACACUGAGUAAUAAUUUAUUUAGAUAAAAAUGCUGCUUUUAAAAUGUAUACGAUUUUUUCUUGAUUAGGGCUAUGUUAAAAACAUAUAGAUGACUCGUUGUCAUCCAAAUAAAUAAAUAAAUAAUUAUUUUUAUAGUUGACAACA